CCCUUUCUGCCCCCACUGGGACUGCUUCCUUCCUUUCUGCAUUUCUUUAGCUGCAAGUCCACAGCUGUUGAACCCCACUCUGUCGUGGUGGUCAUGGGUGGCCUGGGCUGGAGGGUGAGGGAAUUUGUUUUCAGCCAGGACCAGAAGGGAAAUGCUGAGCUCAGGGGUCCCCUCCCUUUCCCACCCCUAGCUGCCUCUGUUUCCUCCCUCAUUCCCACUACCCUCCCUCAGCUUCCUGUACCCUUUGGCCUGCCCGUGUCCGGUUUGGAUUCAUCCAGACCUCCCCUUAUCUCCCUCCUUUCCUUCUCAGUCUUCCAUCCUUCCCUCCCACCCCCACUUUACUCCACCCCAGAUUACUAGCUGUUUGUAUGGGGGCAGGGAGUAUUGGAUACCUCUACCCCAGCCAGAAGUCCAGGUUGGGGUAGUGCUGGGGGCUCAGCCCCUCGGAGCCUGUGAGUCAGCACUGUCCUCGGGAUUGGUCUGUCCCCUCAGCUCCCCGCCCCUGGGGAGGAGCCAGGCGGCUCUAGGUCCAGCCUGUUCUCCACUCCGCCAAAGAAGAGGCUCCACGCUGGGCGGGGAUGGGGCCUGAAACUGUCCAAGUCUGAGCAGGGGGAGCUGGAGCCACUAGUCCCUCUCCCUCCCCAGGACUCUUGAGAUCCCUGGGCUAUAGAGGUCCAAUUAGGCCAAGGGCUUGGGGAUGCCCUCUGCCUGGCCCCCUUGCCCUGACUGGCAGGGGGGCCGGGCUGGGCAGCAGCCUUCCUCUGCCUCCAGCCAUGGAUCUCCUGCCCCCCAAGCCCAAGUACAACCCACUUCGGAAUGAGUCUUUGUCAUCGCUGGAGGAGGGGGCUUCAGGGUCCACCCCACCGGAGGAGCUGCCUUCCCCAUCAGCCUCGUCCCUGGGGCCCAUCCUGCCACCUCUGCCUGGGGAUGAGAGUCCCACCACUCUGUGCUCCUUCUUCCCCCGGAUGAGCAACCUGAAACUGGCCAACCCGGCUGGGGGGCGCCCGGGGCCUAAGGGGGAGCCAGGAAGGGCAGCCGAGGAUGGGGAAGGGAGUGCAGGGGCAGCCAUGCUGGACUCAGGCCCCCUGCCCCUCCUCCAGGACAUGAACAAGCUGAGUGGAGGCGGCGGGCGCAGGACUCGGGUGGAAGGGGGCCAGCUGGGGGGCGAGGAGUGGACCCGCCACGGGAGCUUUGUCAAUAAGCCCACGCGGGGCUGGCUGCAUCCCAACGACAAAGUCAUGGGACCUGGGGUUUCCUACUUGGUUCGGUACAUGGGCUGUGUGGAGGUCCUGCAGUCAAUGCGUGCCCUAGACUUCAACACCCGGACUCAGGUCACCAGGGAAGCCAUCAGUCUGGUGUGUGAAGCUGUGCCAGGUGCUAAGGGCGCGACAAGGAGGAGAAAGCCCUGUAGCCGCCCACUCGGCUCCAUCCUGGGCAGGAGUAAUCUGAAAUUUGCUGGAAUGCCAAUCACUCUGACCGUCUCCACCAGCAGCCUCAACCUCAUGGCCGCAGACUGCAAACAGAUCAUUGCCAACCACCACAUGCAAUCUAUCUCGUUUGCAUCCGGCGGGGAUCCGGACACAGCCGAGUAUGUCGCAUAUGUUGCCAAAGACCCGGUGAACCAGAGAGCCUGCCACAUUCUGGAGUGUCCCGAAGGGCUUGCUCAGGAUGUCAUCAGCACCAUUGGCCAGGCCUUUGAGUUGCGCUUCAAACAAUACCUCAGGAACCCACCCAAGCUGGUCACCCCCCAUGACAGGUGAGCGGAUGAGGAGGGUGUGGGGCAG
Manis javanica (Malayan pangolin) is the source of this 1784-nucleotide messenger RNA. The record is from RefSeq and is a predicted model, not a curated record. NCBI's taxonomy places the organism in Eukaryota, Metazoa, Chordata, Mammalia, Pholidota, Manidae.